Molecule: messenger RNA, 675 nt
Organism: Rhea pennata
Lineage: Eukaryota; Metazoa; Chordata; Aves; Rheiformes; Rheidae
Product: claudin-8-like
Exons: 1
Coding region: 1-675 (224 amino acids)
Biological process (GO): cell adhesion; bicellular tight junction assembly
Cellular component (GO): plasma membrane; bicellular tight junction
Molecular function (GO): structural molecule activity
Source: RefSeq, a predicted model, not a curated record
AUGGUCAGCGGCGCUUUGCAGCUAGCCGGGCUGAUAGUCGGUGGCAUCGGCGCCGUUGGGACUUUUGCUGUCACGGGCAUGCCUCAGUGGCGGGUGUCCGCCUUCAUCGAGAACAACAUCAUCGUGUUUGAGAGCAUUUGCGAGGGCCUGUGGAUGCACUGCAUCCGGCAAGCCAACAUCAGGAUGCAGUGCAAGGUCUACGACUCCCCGCUGGCGCUCUCGCCUGACCUGCAGGCCUCCCGGGGGCUGAUGUGUGCCGCCGCCGUGCUGUCCUUCCUCGCUUUUGCCCUGGCCGCCACGGGCAUGAAGUGCAUGCGGUGCGCGCCGAGCAGCGAGCAAGCCAAGGGCCACCUCCUGCUGGCAGCCGGGCUCCUUUUCCUCCUCUCGGGCGCUGUGGAGCUCAUCCCGCUUUGCUGGGUGGCCAACACCAUCAUCAGGGACUUCUACAACCCCGUGGUCAACGUGGCGCAGAAGCGGGAGCUGGGGGAGGCCCUCUACCUGGGAUGGGGGGCCACCUUCUGCCUCAUUGCCGCCGGAGCCACCUUCUGCUGCUUUUGCUGCUGCCAGGAGAAAACUCGGAGCUACAGCUACUCCUCGCCGCCCCACGGCCCCGCUCGUGACCAGUGCUGCCGAGGGAAGCCUGAAAGCUCCUACUCCAAAAGUCAGUACGUCUAG